Messenger RNA from Clonostachys rhizophaga, 2004 nucleotides. The record is from the annotation of a GenBank genome assembly. Lineage: Eukaryota; Fungi; Ascomycota; Sordariomycetes; Hypocreales; Bionectriaceae.
AUGUCAACAAUACAACGUCCUUCUAGGCCAUGUAAGGAGUGUCAGCGGCGAAAGCUCCGCUGCGAUGCACAGCAACCCAAAUGUGGAUUGUGUCAGAGAGCCCGUGUUCCAUGCGAGGCGUCUCCAGCGGGUAAACGAGGCCCCAAACGAGGUCAUCUGGAUGCCCUACGCAAUCGUCUUGUGCAGCUUGAAGAAACUUUGCAGAACCGACUUGACUCCGAGCAACAUCCGCAGGAGCAUGCACAGGCGCUGCACUAUAGCCCUGGCUCGACCGAUGCCUCACAAUCAACCGACUUUCUGAGAGGCGAUGUUGGCUAUGGCGAUCCGUUGCCUCAAGCCUUCAUGUUACCUGGGCCUUCAAUGGCCGGUGAUGCUGAUACCUUGGGUCUGGGACCAUUUCCUUUUCCUGACCUAGCAGUAUCGCUUCCUCAGAUCGACCGUGGUACCCACGCCGAACUAGACCAAUUGUACUUUGAUCGAGUUCACCCGUCUUUCCCCAUUCUCCACAAGCGACGUUAUCUAAAUUGGUCCAAGUCAACUGCCAAGUCUCGUUCCCAGACUUGUUUGCAGCAAGUCAUGUGGAUCCUCGCUACUUUGCUCUCUACACAAUCUCGUGACUUGAUUAAUCCUUUAUACAGCCGAGUCAAGCAGGAUAUUGACCUCAUCAUAAUGGAUACUGGUCCAUGCCAGUUGGAACUCGUUCAAGCUUGGACACUUUUGACCGUCUGUGAGCUGAUGCGGGCCUUGUAUGGGCAGGCUUGGGCCAGUGCAGGACGAAUGUUCCGACUACUUCAGGGAUUACGCUAUCAUGAGAUUGACAGUCCGAGGAAGGACCCUGUAGCGUCAGAGGGAAUGAUUGAUCCUAUCCGAACAGAAGAAAAACGGCGCGUCUUCUGGAUGGCCUUUUUGAUUGACCAUCUGCUCAGCAUCCGUAAUCGUUGGCCAAUCUGCACACGGUUACCAAUUUCCGAUCAUGCUUUCCAGGCUGCUCAGCUCGGUUCGAGUACUUUCUUAUCUCAAGCCGUAACCGAACCACCCUCCUCAGAUACUUGCUCAUUCAACGAGUGCAUCAUCAUCGCAACACUCAGCGGCCGUGGUUUGCUACGUGAUGUUCACGGCACCAUUUCUGAAGCGUAUGGUGGUUCUGGGCAGAUCCAUAUUGACCACGACGAGUGGCUGAAUCUUGUUCUUGCGACACGAAACCAGGCCCUACGUCAAAGAAACGAUUCUGAUCGUAUGGGGACGUUUGCUCAAAUCCUUGGACAGGUGACUGAGAUUUUGUUCUGCAAAAGCCUGAUGACAAUGAACAAAAACAGUUCGACUGAAAGUUGUACGCAGGAAUAUCGCUGUCGGGUUCUGAGGGCCGCGGAGAAGAUUGUGCUCUUCGCCGCAGACCUCACAGCGUUGCACUUCUCCAUGGUCCAUCCGUUCAUGUUCAUACCUUUAUUCGUCACUGCCGAGUUCUUGUACGAGAACAGAGCGCUUGGAGAUGGUGCAUUCCUAACGCAACUACGAAGCCUAGUUGAUGUGUUUGGACAGUUGACAAAUGUUAAUGAUCACGAAAGGAGUUACCUGGAUUUACUAUCGCGAUCCUGCCAACAAAACAUUGCAAUCAUGCCAGCCACUACCUGCGUUGAGCUCAAGAGGAUCGCCAGAGACUUCUUAGAGGCUCUUGAGGAUCCUAACGACCCUACUAAGGCACAGGCUGUGGCUUCAGCGGAUUUAUCUGUCACGCAUGAAAGUUAUCCUUCUACGGAAGGGCUUGAGCAAUUUCUUUCUGGAUGGGCAAAAGCGAAGCAAUUCAUGCCCAACUUCCGCAUGGAACUGGUCGAUAUGGUAGCCGAAGUUGAUGCGAGCGGCUCAGGUGGCAAAGUUUGGGUCUUUUCCAAGGUGACAGGUGGAGGAGGAGGCACGGACCGGGAUAGUAUCGACAUGAUGUCUAUCAAUGGCGAAGGCAAGGUUUGGAAGACGAAGGAUGUUCAGCGAAUAACAUCAAAACAUUAA